GCGUGUUGAUGACGGAAGUGAAUCGCAGGACUGUCUUGUAGUUCAUUUAAAUCUCCAUGUGGUUGUAAUUGUCCCGCUUGAAGACAAAAUCUUCCAUUAAAAUCGAUUAAAAUGGGUAAAAAAGGCAAGAAAGAAAAGAAAGUUAAAGGUGCGGAGAAAACCGCCGCCAAAAUGGAGAAGAAGGUUUCGAAAAGGUCGAAAAGAGAAGAGGAGGAUUUAGAGGUGUUAAUCGCUGAAUUUCAAUCUCUGGACGCGAAGAAGACGCAAGUAGUGGAAACUGCAUGCGCUCCUCCGUCCUCCAGGUUGAACGCGUCUCUGUGUGCACAUCCCGAAAAAGACGAAUUGAUUUUAUUCGGAGGGGAAUUCUUCAAUGGGAAGAAGACUUUUCUGUACAAUGAGCUGUUCUUCUACAACAUUAGGAAGAACACUUUGGUUAAGGUAGACAUCCCGAACCCUCCUCCAAGACGUUGUGCUCAUCAGGCUGUCAUAGUUCCCCAGGGUGGUGGGCAGAUGUGGGUGUUUGGAGGGGAGUUUGCGUCCCCUGACGGCGAGCAGUUCUAUCACUAUAAAGAUCUGUGGGUGCUUCACUUGGGAACACGCACAUGGGAGCAAAUCAAAGCUCCUGGCGCUCCAUCUGGCAGAAGUGGACAUCGUAUGGUCCUGACCAAAAGACAACUGCUUGUGUUCGGGGGAUUUCAUGAAAGCACGAGGGAUUAUAUCUAUUAUAAUGAUGUCCACUCGUUCAAUCUGGACACGUUUACCUGGAGUCGCCUCCAACUAUCAGGAACCGGCCCCUGCCCCCGUUCAGCCUGUCAAAUGACCCCCACCCCGGACGGCAACGGCGUCAUCAUCUACGGCGGAUACUCCAAAUCUAGAGCGAAGAAGGAUGUGGAUAAAGGAACCAUCCAUUCUGACAUGUUCCUGCUGAGGAGGGAGGGCACAGAAGAGAAUGAGAAGUGGACCUGGAGUCGAUUGAACCCGUCGGGAGUGAAGCCCCCGCCCCGGUCCGGUUUCUCACUGGCGGUGGGUCCAGGGGGCCGUGCGCUCCUCUUCGGUGGUGUUUGCGAUGAGGAGGAAGAGGAAUCUCUAGAGGGAGAUUUCUUCAAUGACCUGUACUUUUUCGACAUCAACAAAAACCGCUGGUUUCCUGCCCAGCUGAAGGGCAGCAAGUCGGAAAAAAAGAAGAGACGUCGAGGAAAGAAGGAAGAACAGACCAAUGAAACCGAAGAAGACAAAGACGCAGCACAGGGUCCCACUGAGAUUAUUAAAGAGAUCGUUGCUGAAGAUGGAACGGUUAUGACCAUUAAGGAGGUGAUUCCAGCCACACGUGCAGCAGAGGAGAGUGAAGAGGAGGAGGAGGAGGAUGAAGAAGAGGAGGCGGCCGCAGCGGCUCCCUUGGUAGAACCCUGUCCUCGCUCUAGUGCCAUGGCAACGGUGAAGCACGGCAAGUUGUAUUUGUAUGGAGGAAUGUUUGAGGUGGGAGAUCGACAGUUCACCCUAAGUGAUCUCUACAGCCUGGACCUGCAUAAAAUGGACCAGUGGGAGGUUCUGGUGGAAAUGGAUCCCAAAACGCAGGAGUGGCUUGAAGAAUCCGAAUCAGAGGAUGAAGAGGAGGAAGAGGAGGCAAAAGGGGGCGCGGAAGAGGAGGAAGAUGAGGAUUCUGAGGAGGAAAGCGAAGAUGAAGAUGCCGAGCCGCAGCCCCCCGCAGAGCCAGGAGAAACCCUGGCAGAUUAUCAGACCCGAACUGAGAAGUACUGGCUCGGUUCGGCCCGGGCCAACCUGGGCCCUGACGCCAAAGACAAAAAAGUACAAAAGGUCGGCCUUGCCAUGGCCAAAGUGUUUUAUGAGAAUAAGGAAUGAGGCUUUGUGCCGGUGUUGGUGGAUUUGAGGAAUGUGUGAGGCUUUAUUAUAAUAAUGUGUGUAUGCAGAGAGAAUUAAAGCGUUCGUAUGUGAGAAGAGUAAUGGAAAUGUUAUCGAACUGUAUGUGUUUUCAAUCUGUGUGUGUGUGCAUGAGAGAAAGAGUGUGUGUUUGAGUUUUAAAAGUAGUGAAAACCUGUCUGCAGACUUAAAUGAAAGAUUUUAACUAAAUGUACAUAAUUUUCAUGAAA
Triplophysa dalaica is the source of this 2108-nucleotide messenger RNA. RefSeq names its product kelch domain containing 4 (gene klhdc4). Bases 112 to 1860 code for a protein of 582 amino acids. The record is from RefSeq and is a predicted model, not a curated record. Lineage: Eukaryota; Metazoa; Chordata; Actinopteri; Cypriniformes; Nemacheilidae. Gene Ontology annotation, molecular function: protein binding. The transcript is spliced from 12 exons.